AUGUCUUGCCACAUCCAUCCGGAUCGACAAGCUGGACCUUCGAGUUGGAGUUCGAAGGGAGGAGGAGGAUCCAGUAAUGAAGCGAGUACUUCUUCUACACGAGGUGGGAAAGGUGGGAGAGGACGUCGGCUCGGCGGUAAUCGAGUUCGAGUAGGAGCACGAGCAGCGAUGGAGGGAACGUUGUCGUCGAUCCCUACUGGUGAGGUUUCAGCAAGGAUAUACUGAAGCUGUGGAGAGCGCCGCUUUGCUGAUUGGGUGAUUGGGUGUGCGUUGGGUCGGUCUGUCGAGGGAGGGAAUAGGUUCGGUAUCCAAAUUGAAAGCCCAGUUGAGGCAGACGAAGCGAUUGUUGGCUCGUGUGAGCACUCUACACUUCACCCGAAACCAACAAGAAACUCAAACUAACAACACCGUUCCAUCUUUACAGCAAGACUUGACCCCGGACGUAAGAACGACGACCGAACGUCGUCUCGCCACACUCGAAUCGGAAUUGAUCAUGGCGCAAGAUUCGACCUUGGAGAAGAAGAUGGUCGUCAGGUAUAAAGGCGUCAGAUUCUUUGGUACGUUUCCUCAAUCUUCAACUGUUUCCGACUCGACCUCCCUUCGAGGCAUGAAACUGACCCGAUCCAGAAACAGAACGCCAGAAAUGCCUACGCAAAAUUCGUCAAGCGCUCAAAGUUGACCCUCCGACGCCUCUCUCCAUUCGAACGCUCUUCGAAGCCCGCGCGGACCUCUAUUACGUACUCCACUUCCCCAUCAAGGAGAAAUAUAUCGCCCUCUUUCCCGAGGGACAAUAUGUGCCGUUCGUGGAAGAGGGAGAGGAGUUGAAGGGGAGUGAGAGGAAGAGGUGGCAAGUCAGGAAGGGGUUUAGAGCUUUGUUGGAGAGCGGGGAAGUGGACGAGGAGGUGGAGAAGGGGGUGUUGGGCAUACAAGGGGAGCACGAUCAUGAGGAAGAGGGAAACGUGAACAAUAAUGGCAAGAGGGCGAGGGAAGGAGAGGAGGAGGAGGAGGCGGAGGAGGAAGAAAAGGAGGAGGGGAAGAAGAAGAGCCGGAAGAUGGUGGCGGAGGCACCAAACGAGUUCAAGAAGAAGAAGCCAUCCCCAACGAAAUCGAACAAGAAAGAACCACCUGCACUGGCUUCUGCUCCAAAACCCGUAUCCACAUCGACCAAGCCCACGACCACCCCAACCGAAGCGGAUGCGACUCAACCCCUGUCCAAGAAGGAUCGCAAAGCCGAAAAGGACGCGAAACGAAAAGCCGCCAAGGAGGGGACUCUGACUGACAAGGCCUCGACAAAGGAGGAGCUUGAGCCGAAAGGGUGGGCAGGGGAUGAUGACUUCUUUGCUUGA
Molecule: messenger RNA, 1346 nt
Organism: Microbotryum saponariae
Lineage: Eukaryota; Fungi; Basidiomycota; Microbotryomycetes; Microbotryales; Microbotryaceae
Source: the annotation of a GenBank genome assembly